AUCGUAUUGUAUUUUCUUAUCAAGGUACAGGUUAAAAUAUAAAAUAACCUUUAGAUGCAUGUUUUCUUCCAAAAAUUUAUUGUUAAGGACAUUACUUCUGGAUCAUAUCUUAAAGAUGAAGAGGUCUUGGAGGGGUCAAAUUAUAAAUUAAAGAAUCAAAGGAAAAAAAGAUAUGCUGCACUGAAGACCAGGAAGAGUUUUGGUUCUGCAGAUGGUCUUUAUUCUUCAACCGGUGACAAGUCCAUAAAAUGCAGAACUGAACUGCACUGGCUAAAACCCAGCUUUUAUACCCUUUCCCCACAAAUGGCAUUCUAUGUUAUCAAAAGUGACAAUCUUGUCCUGUGAAUUUACUAUUUAUGUUAUUAGUUUCAUGUGCUUUUACAGCUCUGUAUAAGUCCUUUCACAGCAUUGUACUUAUGUUACUUUGCCUCACUCUUCUUCUUCUAUUCUCCUUUGAUCCUAUCAUCUGCUAUUCUCAUAUUUUACUCCUCAUCAGCAUAGACUGCAUCAGUCAUUGCUUAGCUUGAACAAUUAAUCACCCCUCUUUAACCACUGUGAAUAAAUUCCUCUAAAAUUGUUGUAUUGGUAACAACAUUACCUCUAAUUUUUCCUCUGCUGAACCACUCCUGGUUGGCAUCUCUCAGAGAGAUACAGGUGAGGAUGAAGGGGAAAAGGGAUUUCCCUGGCCAGUAGGCUUCAGCUGGACCAUAGCAAGUUACUGGCACACUUAUGUUUCAAUAUAGUAAAGAUUACAUGACUACAAAUAGCAUGCAAAUAUAUGCUUUCUAAUCAAAGAAAAUAUACUAAUUACUUAUAACAUGCAAAAUAUGAUUUGAUGAAACUGAUUUGUGACACAGUUUGGGCUAAGUUUUCCUUCCUACAGUCAAUCAUGAUAUAAUUUCUCUCUCUCACAUUUUAGGAACCAUGGCAUUGCAUCAUGUGUGUGGAAUACUUGUUUUCCUCAGUGUUUGUCUGAUUUCUUUCACACCAUCUUGCGAUGGAGGAAAUAUUCUGGUGUAUCCCUUAGAUGGCAGCCACUGGGUCAAUAUGAAGAUCCUGCUAGAAGAACUUCAUGCCAGGGGACACAACAUCACUGUGAUCAGGUCAUCCACCAGCUGGUACAUCCCAGAAAAGUCUCCUCUCUACACAUCCAUUACCUUCACAACGACUGAAGGAUUAGAGGAUUUCUUUGAGGUGUACGUACAGAAGAUUAUGAGGGCGCAGAGAGAGGAGGCUUCAGCACUUACUUUCUUCAAACUCACCAAGGAUUUCCUUUCUGCGAUUUAUAAGGGUCAUUCAUGGGCCCUUCAAGUCUUCAAUGAUGAAAAAAUGAUCAAAAGCUUCAUGGAUUCCCAAUAUGAUCUUGUUCUCACUGACCCAGGCAUAGCAGCAGGGGUUGUCUUAGCCAAGUAUCUAAAACUGCCCAUGGUGCUCAAUGUUCGCUGGAUCAACAGCGGAGAAGGCCACUUUGCGAUAGCCCCCUCACCACUCUCUUACAUCCCAGUGCCAGGGUCAGGCUUAACGGAUAAAAUGAAUUUCAUCCAGAGGAUCAAGAACAUUUUUUUCUACAGCAUUGUAGUGUUCCAGCAGAAAUUCAUCGUGGGGCCAAGCUAUGAUGCCAUCUGUGAUAAAUAUAUCAAGGGUGGAUGUGACAUCAUUUCGCUACUUCAGGAGGCAGACAUUUGGCUGUUCAGGUCAGAUUUUGUGUUUGACUUCCCUCGGCCCACAAUGCCGAAUGUUAUCUACGUAGGAGGGUUCCAGUGCAAACCAGCCCAACCUCUGCCAGCAGACCUGGAGGACUUUGUUCAGAGUGCUGGGCAGCACGGAGUCAUCAUCAUGACUCUGGGCACUUGGGUUAAAGCUUUGCCAAAAGAGGUUGCAGUUGAAAUUGCCAGCGUCUUUGCCAAGAUGCCUCAGAAGGUGAUAUGGAGGCACAUAGGGGAGCAUCCCUAUACUUUGGGCAACAACACCCUGAUAGUGGACUGGAUGCCACAGAAGGACCUCCUGGGCCACCCACAGACCAAAGUCUUUGUUGCUCAUGGAGGAACCAAUGGAGUCCAGGAGGCCAUUUACCACGGGGUCCCUGUGCUUGGCAUACCCUUGUUCUUUGACCAGUAUGACAACCUUUUACGUCUGCAGGAGAGAGGAGCAGCAAAGAUCAUUCAGCUGGGUGACGUUAGUGGCCACAGUUUUGAGCAAGGUAUUAAUGAAGUGCUCCAUCAAGAAAGCUACAGACAGAACAUGCAUAGACUGUCACGUUUGCACAGAGAUCAGCCAAUGGCACCCAUGGAUCAGGCCAUCUACUGGGUGGAGUAUGUGAUGCGCCAUAAAGGGGCUCCUCACCUCCGUACAGAGGCCUAUAAGAUGCCUUGGUAUUCAUACUACUGUUUUGAUGUACUGCCACUUUUGCUGACUGCAGUGACUGUACUGCUGUUUUCUACUUUGGCUGUUUUUAGGUCCCUAUGCUGCAGAGGUAAAAGAAAGUCCAAAACCAAGCAACACUGAUUAAGUAAUUUGUUUAAAAAUACUCUGCCAUGGGUUCUUUAAAUCAUUACAUUUAGACAAAACCAUGUUUAUCUUUCCUGUUUCAAAAUAAAUUGUCAAAUGGAUCUGGACAGUUGUAAAAUUCCCCAAAAUCACUGGUGAUAUUUUUAGGUAAGGCUAUAAGGGGAAACUUCCACUGUAACGGAGGGCAAAUAAUUCUUUAAAGGAGACCUAUUAUGCUUUUCCAUACAUGGAGCAUCUACAGCUUGUUUCAGACAGAGGCUGAAAUGAAGGCCUACAUGAAAGGCCAGUAAAAGGUAGAAAAUUAGUUUUUUGAACCAUGAAUCAUGCAAAGAUGGCACACAGGAGUUCAACAAUAUAGGACUGGAAUAUAUAUAUAAUAUAAAGGGUCUCGUUUAAGUAAUGAGCUUGUUUAGUUUUCAGUGGCCUCUAGUGGUGAGGUUUCAUAUUGCAACCACUACCUCUCCAAGCAUGUCUUCAUGUGCGUGCUCGAACUCAUGAGCGAGCCAAAACAGACUGACACACCGAAGACAGCAUUACAUAAAAUGUAACAGCAAUAUUUUUGUCUGCUUGAUGUUCUUAUUCAUGCUCGUUGCAUGAUAAGAGAAUACACAGUAUGCAUUUAGCUGACAGCUUUUUAAUAAUUAUAACAAUAAUUGUUGUUAUAUAACAAUAACAAUUAUCAUAUAAUUCUGAAUAUGAUAAAUGAGAUUGUUGCCACAGUUUAGUAUAACAGUUAGACCACAGUAAGUAAUGUUUAUGUACUGAAUGGGUCUUUCACUGUGGUGUUGUCUUGCUCUGUUGUGUUACAUUAUUGUAUAUUAUGUGGGUCACAUAAGUUACGGUAUCUGCAAAAUACGGUAAAGCGUCAAUAAAUCUAAAGUGAGCAGUACGAGGCAAACAACGACAGAUCCAUGCUAAUCUAGCUGGCUGCCCCUGGCAUGCAUCACUAUUGGUUUUAGAAACAAACAAGCAUACCAUUGCACUACUGUACAGUCGUACCACACAUUCUGUAUAUACUGUAAAUCAUUCCCUAGACAUAAACAUUCCUACUGUACAUACUGUAUAAUCCCACAACAGUAACAUUUGCACUACUGUACAUAUUAUAGUUAUUCAUACCAUACUGCCAUAACCUGUUCAUAGCCUGUAUAUACCUGUAGCAAUAGAUAUUCACGUAUACAUAUGUUUAUAUUUAUAUAUCAUUCAUACCUUGCACACAAUAUUCUAUUUAAUUACAGCUUAAGCACUUCUUGUUAGAUGCUAUCUGCAUUUCGUUGCUUUGUACCAGUGCCAUGCGCAAUGACAAUAACGUUGAAUCUAAUCUAAUCUAGUCUAAAAUUGUUCCACAUUUGCUUUGUACUAUUACAUAAUUUUUUAAACUAUAGUAUAGAUAACAUCAGCAACUGGUCACUGUUGCCCGGCAUCUAACUUUAGACAACUAAAACACAAAACCAAAUCAUUAUAUAUUUUACAUGAUACAAUAAUGUUAGCCUAUCUGUCCACUAGCUACUACUUUCUGAUGUUGACCGUGUUUUCGCCCCACAUUGAUCUGAUUCUUGUUUUGCCCGACAGCUUCAGCCCAAAACAUUUUUGUUUGUUUUUUAUCCUUACAUGGAGUUUGUGUUGAAGUCUGUGUUUUUUUGGUGUUAGUUGCGGUGUUGCUGUGUAUACAGUUCAGAAUCAGUAUGCAAGAGGUUCGGGUGCGCACAUGAACAUAAACCAACCAUACUGAGUUAAUCUUUAAGAACACAUUUAUGUACAUCUAACUGGAUGCCACAGAGUUUGUUUUAAUGGUUAACUUUGAGAUCAGUUAUGUCCUGCUUGUUAUUCUUUGUGUUUAUAUCAAUCCAUGUAAAUGACAUUAUCUUCUAAACUAAAAUCACUGCCAGUGAAAAGAAAAACCUCAAUACUGAGUAUGGAAAAUACUAUAUUUUAAGAAAAUAGAUUGUAUUAAAAUUAUUUCCCUUUCCUGAACAGUCCAAAAACAGAUUCUUUGAAACAAUCAUCUCUCUUUGUUAAGCAUAAGCUCCAUGUAUAACAGGAGUGAGGUAUUCUUGGUAAGUCCUAAAAGCUAAAUUAAAGGUUCAGUUGGAUCAGUUAGGAGGAUCUAUUGACAGAAAUGCAAUAUUAUAUACGUAACUGUGUUUUCAGUGGUGUGUUGGUGGUCAAAUGGUGUGUUUACAUAAUAAACCCUUUUGUUCUUA
Molecule: messenger RNA, 4709 nt
Organism: Micropterus salmoides (largemouth bass)
Lineage: Eukaryota; Metazoa; Chordata; Actinopteri; Centrarchiformes; Centrarchidae
Product: UDP-glucuronosyltransferase 2C1-like
Exons: 3
Coding region: 925-2505 (526 amino acids)
Molecular function (GO): UDP-glycosyltransferase activity
Source: RefSeq, a predicted model, not a curated record